Molecule: messenger RNA, 1287 nt
Organism: Daldinia childiae
Lineage: Eukaryota; Fungi; Ascomycota; Sordariomycetes; Xylariales; Hypoxylaceae
Exons: 5
Coding region: 1-1287 (428 amino acids)
Biological process (GO): medium-chain fatty acid biosynthetic process; medium-chain fatty acid catabolic process
Molecular function (GO): monoacylglycerol lipase activity; acetylesterase activity
Source: RefSeq, a predicted model, not a curated record
AUGGAUUGGUUCGGACGGGCCAGUAUCAACUUCACAACGUCGCCAAAAUCUCUCGGUCUGAAGGAGAAAGACGGCAAAGAGACGGACUUGCUCAAAGUAUGCAAGUCCACAGUCCCGUCAUGCCAGCUAAACCCGUUACUCUUCAACGGGCACGCCCAGACGAUGUGGACGGCCGCCAAAGCCCACGGCCCGCCGCUACACUACAAGCGGAAGAUCUUCGAGGCAGACCACGCUGAGUUCAACGGCAGUUUUGUCGUGGAUUUCGCUGUGACGGAUCCCUCGCUUAAGGAGGAGGCUGAUGAGACUCUGCCCCCGCGGACGGCGUAUUUCACCGAGGACGAGCUCUCGACUCUAGGGUCGGACGAUGAUAGGCCUAUGCUUGUCAUUCUCCACGGCUUGUCAGGUGGCUCGCAUGAGGUGUACCUCAGAUAUGCUAUUGCACCGUUGAUUGACAGUGGGAAGUGGGAGGCCUGUGUCGUCACUUCGAGGGGUUGUGCUAACAGUAAGAUUACUACGGGAUUGCUCUACAACGCGCGUGCUACCUGGGAUGUUAGACAAACUAUCAAAUGGCUCACAAAAACAUAUCCUAACCGGCCCCUAUUCGGCCUAGGCUUCUCACUCGGGGCCUGCAUUCUCACAAACUAUCUCGGCGAAGAAGGCUCCGCAACCCCUCUCAAAGCUGCCGUCGUAGUAGCUAACCCCUGGGCUCUACACAUAUCAUCCAAGAUGCUUCAAAGCUCAUUUAUCGGACACCACAUAUACCAACGCGUUCUCGGCGACUCAAUGAGAGCCCUCUCAUCGCGGCAUAAGGAAGAGCUUGACAAGUACACCAAUAUCGACACAGACCACCUACUCAGCCUCAAGUACCUCUAUGAAUUCGACAGAGCUUAUCAGUGCCCUACGUGGGGGUACCCUACAGAAGAGGCGUACUAUAGAGACGCGUCGAGCUCAGACUCGUUGCUAGCCGUACGAAUCCCGCUUCUCGCACUCAACGCCGAAGACGACCCGAUUGCCUCGCGACUAGCACUUCCGUACGCCGAGGCGUCGACGAAUCCGUACACGGUGCUGUGUACGACUUCGCUUGGUGGGCACUUGGGGUGGUUCGAAAUUGGCGGAGGGCGAUGGCAUGGAAAGCCCGUUUGUAAUUUCCUCAAUCAUAUGGCAUUUGAGGUAGACUUAAACAGCAUAAACGACUACGCCUACGGAGAACGAACUUACGGAAAUCCUAAACAUGGAACUAGUUAUGAUCCCACACGACGUAAGAUGCACGUAAAACUCAACCGAUAA